AUGCCCGACAAGGUUCCCACCCUCGUCGAAUCGGGCCUCCUCAACGGCGGCAAGCGCUCCGUCAUCGCCUCCGAGCUCGGCCCCGGCUCGACCACAUUCCCCCACUACCACAAGACCUUCACCGAGACCUUCCACCUGCACUCGGGCUCCCUCACCAUCUUCGCCGCGCCCGAGGGCGUCAAGGACGCCGACGCCAUGCGGGAGGCGAACCUCCCCGUCGGCGAGAGCGCCGCCAUCCCGCAGUCCACGGCGCACUACUUCCUCGCCGGCGAGGGCGGCGCCGCCGUGACGGUGACGUUUGAGCCCGCGGCGGUGGGCUUCGAGCGGACGGUGCUCAUCAUGCGCGGCCUGCAGGAGGACGACGAGUACAGGUCGUGGGGGGUCGGCGCCAACGAGGAGAAUGCCAUGUUUGUGUCUGUGCUGAGCGAGCUGACAGACUCGCACCCGCUGACAGCGAACGACGCGGAGAUGAUUGGGAAGCAGGACAGGGAGGGGCAUGAGAAGUUGAAGGGGGAACUCAUUGGGCGGUAUGCUACUGAUGAUAUGCUCAAGGAGGCUGUGGCGAAGAAUGCUGCUGCUGCAUCUGCAUAG
Trichoderma citrinoviride is the source of this 591-nucleotide messenger RNA. RefSeq lists its product as hypothetical. The record is from RefSeq and is a predicted model, not a curated record. NCBI's taxonomy places the organism in Eukaryota, Fungi, Ascomycota, Sordariomycetes, Hypocreales, Hypocreaceae. Bases 1 to 591 code for a protein of 196 amino acids. The transcript has a single exon.